CUUCUUCUCUCUUGCAGUGAACUCUAGCGGCGACAAAGGUUGCGAAAUUGAUUCGAUUUUUGGUCACCCUUCGUCUGUUCUUGGCCGUUAGCUCAGCCUCUCCACCAAUGGCAGAUCUCAACGGCGACUCUCGGUGAAUUAAUCGACGACUUGGUUGGAUGAAAUCGGAGACCACCAAAUCGGAGCCUUUCCUUCACCAAUUCAGAAAUGUUCAAUCACCAAUCUCUUUUUCAUGGAUCUGUGAAGAUGUUCUCCGCUUAGAACAAGAUCAAGAAGGAUAAGAAUGCUGAACCAACAGAGUGCGAGGAGCAAGUUGCUCAGGCACAUGGAUAUCUCUGGAAACCGCAAAGUUGUUGUGAUUUACGUCCCAUUCAGAAGGAUAAUGCGUCCUCCCAAGAAAGGUGCUGCUGUUCAGAGGCCACGUAACAGGACUCUAACCUCUGUUCAUGAAGCAAUGCUCGAAGAUGUUGCUUUCCCCGCUGAGAUUGUUGGAAAGCGUACUCGUUACCGUCUUGAUGGUUCCAAGAUCAUGAAGGUAUUGUAACAUCUAUGAAAGAGUAAACUCAGAUCUUUCUCUUCAUGAGUUUAAGCUCAUCUUUACCUUCUCUUUUAAAUGUUUACACAUUUAAAACAUUUAUGUUCUACUUCAAAUAUUUUUAUUUUGAAAACAAUAUUUUUCAAAAAUAAGAAUCCGGCCAAAGGAUAUAUGUGCUCCUAUGGAUUCCGAUACACGUAGCCUCCUUGAGGAGUAAAACAGGUAGAGCGCUUUGAACAAUUAAAGCCAA
This is a messenger RNA of Camelina sativa (false flax), 785 nucleotides long. RefSeq names its product small ribosomal subunit protein eS7x-like. Gene Ontology annotation, biological process: translation; rRNA processing; ribosomal small subunit biogenesis. Gene Ontology annotation, molecular function: structural constituent of ribosome. Gene Ontology annotation, cellular component: 90S preribosome; cytosolic small ribosomal subunit; small-subunit processome. Lineage: Eukaryota; Viridiplantae; Streptophyta; Magnoliopsida; Brassicales; Brassicaceae. The record is from RefSeq and is a predicted model, not a curated record.